AUAUCGCACUAGUUUCGUUUACUCCUCUCGUUGACUUCUUGAAUUUAAAAAUAAUGACGCAAUACCGCGGCUUUUGAAAAAGUGGAAAAUGGCUGGGCCCUUGUCGCGUGUAAUAUCGAGAAUUCUCGAUAAAAAUCGGAUAUCCUACCGAAAAUCGACAGUGGUAUCUACGUACCCUGGAUUAUUUCAGAAUAAAAAUGCAAAAUUCAGCAGCGAUAGUGGAAAAACCGAGGGAAAAUGGAAAAAAAUAAAUCUAACCUUCGCUCUGACAUCGGGGGGUGCCGUCUGCGUUGGUUAUCUACUCUACACCUGGAGGAGUCAACUCCUGGAGUUCCUGGGAGCGUAUCACCCUGAUUUAUCAAUUAUCCCGAGUGUUUACGCGAGUAAAAAUUUUUUAAUCACCCAUAUCAGUGAAAACCGGGAAAAAUACAAUUUCAUAGCGGACGUUGUCGAGGUGUCCGCGCCAUCUGUCGUCUACAUCGAGAUCAAGGACCAGAAGAGGAUGGAUUUUUUCUCAGGUAAACCAGCAACGACCAGCAAUGGAUCGGGCUUCAUCGUCUCCUCGGACGGAUUAAUCCUGACAAAUGCUCAUGUGGUUGUUAAUAGGCCUAAUACCCUAGUUAAGGUAAACGUGAGAUUGCAGGAUGGCUCGACUUACACUGGAGUCGUGGAAGACGUCGAUAUGCAGAGCGAUUUGGCGACUGUUCGAAUAAAUAAGACGAACUUACCUGUAAUGAAACUCGGCAGUUCUUCAAAUAUACGCCCGGGUGAAUUUGUGGUUGCAAUUGGAUCUCCCCUGGCCCUGAGUAACACAAUAACCAGUGGAGUUGUCAGCAGCGUCAAUAGACAGAGCGCCGAAUUAGGUUUACACCAUAAACAAAUGGGUUACAUCCAGACAGACGCGGCAAUCACAUUCGGUAAUUCGGGUGGUCCUCUGGUGAAUCUGAGUGGUGAAGCCAUUGGUAUAAAUGCAAUGAAGGUCACCGCUGGUAUCUCAUUCGCGAUACCAAUCGAUUAUGCUAAGGAAUUCCUGAAGAAAGCGGAAGCCAGGCGAAACAGCUCUGGAAUUAAAAAUACGAGUGAACUGACGAAGAGACGUUACAUGGGUAUAACAAUGCUGACUCUCACGCCGGAUAUUCUCUUUGAACUCCAGCAGAGGAAUAAUAAUAUACCACCGAGUGUCAGACACGGGGUUUUAGUGUGGAAAGUUAUGCUAGGAUCGCCAGCCUAUAUCCACGGCCUGAAAGCCGGCGACAUCCUGACCCACGUAAAUGGCGAGGCUAUUGUGUCAGCAUCGAGUAUUUACAAAGUUCUGGAGAAUCCUGGUUCACUCAUCGUGACGGUCCACCGAAAUGGCCAAAUUUUCGAUCUGCGAAUUGAGCCAGAGGAGCUGUAAAAUUCCCACAUCACUCUCGGUACUGUGAAAAUGUUAAAUUUAUUCUAAACAUUAAAUACACGUUGGGUGUGGCCUCAAUAGAGUCCUCAUUCUUAAUCCUCACGAUGAUCCACCUAUGUUACCAUAACAUUCAGUGAGAGGAUAGAAAAUAAAUGUAGAAAUGAUAAAACGA
Fopius arisanus is the source of this 1568-nucleotide messenger RNA. It is a transcript of the gene HtrA2, whose product is annotated as HTRA2-related serine protease. The record is from RefSeq and is a predicted model, not a curated record. Gene Ontology annotation, molecular function: serine-type endopeptidase activity; protein binding. The transcript is spliced from 7 exons. Lineage: Eukaryota; Metazoa; Arthropoda; Insecta; Hymenoptera; Braconidae. Gene Ontology annotation, biological process: programmed cell death; positive regulation of apoptotic process; proteolysis. The coding region runs from base 89 to 1396 and encodes 435 amino acids.